AUGUACAAUUUCUCCUCCCGACCUACUAUGCAAUUGGCCUCUGGAGCUACUGCAAGAGGAAACCAUAAAUUCAUCUCAAAUUGCUUAAAGCCCAGUGCUCACUUCUCGUUUGACCCGAUGGAUAUUUUAGGCACUUGCCUAGGUCCGGCAGAUGCAGUAACGUCAGACUGGAUCCAACCUGUUCUGAAAUGGUACGACCACAUUUCACAAUGGAUCAUCAGUGCCUAUAUCACUGGUUUCAUCGCCGCAUCUUUUGCGAUUGUCAUAGGUCUCGUCCAAUCUCCAAUGGGAAAAGUGGCCGUUAUGAUAUCCUCAUCGGCAGGUGCUACCUAA
This is a messenger RNA of Aspergillus vadensis CBS 113365, 333 nucleotides long. RefSeq lists its product as uncharacterized. The coding region runs from base 1 to 333 and encodes 110 amino acids. The record is from RefSeq and is a predicted model, not a curated record. NCBI's taxonomy places the organism in Eukaryota, Fungi, Ascomycota, Eurotiomycetes, Eurotiales, Aspergillaceae. The transcript has a single exon.